CAUUAAAAAAAAAAAAAAAAUUAAAACAAAACUCCUUGCUCCCACGGUUCUGGCGGACUUGCAAUCAUGAGCUUCCUUUCCGGUGAAUCGUUCCUCAUAAAUGCAGCCUCUGCCUAUAUAUAUCAAUCCAACUCUGUCACCCUCGUCAUUAAAAAAAAAAAAAAUUAAAACAAAACUCCUUGCUCCCACGGUUCUGGCGGACUUGCAAUCAUGAGCUUCCUUUCCGGUGAAUCGUUCCUCAUGACUCCCGCUCUCUUUCGUCGUCAGCAGAGGAUCGUCUCCUUUACCGGGGCGUUCUAUCCUCAUCCUGUUGGUGAGAAUCGUCAUCGUCAUCAACAGAUUUUUGCCGUGAAGCCAAUUCUGCCGAUCUGUACUAUGGAUCCUUAUGCCUUCGCCUUUGUCGACACGGUGGAUCCUAUCACCCUCAUCGACAACCUAGGCUGGCUUCCUAUGGGUGAUUCCCCUCCUCGCAGCUACUGCCCAGCUGCCGUUCGUGACUUCUAUUCAAAUCUCUGGACUGAUGGGAUCGCAACGGGAAAAUUCUCCACCCUGGUUUAUGGUCACCUGCUUACUCUUUCAAUUGAUGACCUUGCUGCAUUUCUUGUUCUGCCUACUAGAGGCAAGCAGCUCAUUAGUCCUCUGGAGUUAUGGUCCUACAAGUUUGACUUGCGUCGGGAGGUCACAAAUCGCUCCUUUGAAUCGCUGGAUAAUUCACUCAGGCUUCUUCACUACUACAUCAACCGAGUGUACUUCCCGCGGGCUGAUCGCUUGGAUGUUGUUUUGCCUCUUGAUUGCUGGGUCAUGUCUCACGCCAUCUCUGAUAUGCCGUUGAGCUAUCCUCACCUGCUGUUUGGGGCAAUCGUGGAUGCCGCGGCCAACGACUCUCCCAGUGUUGGCCUUCCCUUUGCUGCGUUGGUUACGUUGUUGCUGCAUCGUCUCGGCGUUCCUCUGUCUGACUUUGUCACUGUUUCUGACAACUGUGUUCAUUCCUCCAUUGAUGAGGUGUUGGUUACGGUGGGAAUUCCUCCCAUCGUUGAUUUAUCAUCAGGGGUAGAAAAUGAUCAUGGUCAUGGGGCCACAGACGCAACUAUUAGAGAAAGAGGCGAAGAGGCCAAAGACGAGGCGUCUGCGGAUUGUGGUGCAUCUGCUUCAGCUUCUGUCCGUCCCUUCAAGCUCAAGCGACAAGCUAAAGGGUCUCGCCCUUCUAACAGAGUUCUCAAGCGUCUCAAUAAUCAAAAUUCCUCUCAAGGAGUGGUUCUCUAUGAGAAUCAUGAUCUUGAGCAAACCAAUUAAAAGCCUUAAUUUAGGGGGAGCUUGGGUUUCGAGUUGUUAGUUAUUGAUGUUGAUGUUUUAAAUGGCUUAUUUGAAUUGUUGUUUUUAAGGUCUAGAGUCAGGGGGAGUAUCAAAUCAUGUCUCUUAUUUGCGUUGUUGAGUGUUUUGAUUGAAUAAUGCCCUGAGCUAUACUUAGGAUGAAUGAAGUAAUUUGUUUUCUUAAUAAUCUGUGGCGUAGGAUGAAUGAGAGAUAUAAUGACCGCCAUGCUUUAAUCUUGAGCUUAAUGAUGAAUGAAGCAUAUGCAGUAACAGGAUGCUAAAUCAAGCUUAGGGGGAGAAUGUUGGGUUAACAAGCUUGAUUCAGCUAAUUGAAUGUCAUAGGAUAUUUUGUUUUAAAUAUAUGUUAUUAUGUGGAACUAACAAUCUAUGCAGAAAUAUCACAAUCAAUGAUGAGGAAAAUGGAAACAAUUCAAAGUGAUUGCUUGCCCUCAAAGGAGUUACCAUAUCAAGCAAAAAGGUAUCAAAUCAAGGAGAUACUUGCCACAUAAAGGACUACAAAUGAAAGGAAAUGAAGGCUCACAUCAACUAUAAAUAGUAGAGUCAUUUGUAGGCCAAUACACCUUUUGCAAAGCUCUCUUCUCUCUUGUAAUAGCGAAAUUGUGUGAUCAUAUUUCGUGGUGUGAAUAGCUUGAUAUCUCGGGGGUUGAGAUAUUCAAGCUAGGUCGGGUAGGAAGGGUAGGAAGGGUAUUUGUAAUUGGGACUAGUGCAAGAGCAAGAGGGGAUUCUAGAUUGUGAGUUGCACUAGGUGAAUUACUCUCCAAUCAAGUCAAACUAAGAGUGUUGGCUUGAUUGAUUGAGUGGAUAGCUUAGCUUGGAUUUAUCUAAGGGUUGAAUAGGUGUGGAGUUGCACCUAUUUAGUUCUUGACACAAAGUGUCAAGGUUGUUUCAAUUUCAUAGGUUAGAGAGUCUUUUAUUUUAAUAAAAGUUAGAAUCUCUUGUGAGAUAGUGGUAACUAUCUCCGGGACGUGGAUGUAAAGCCAUAUUGGCCGAACCACGUUAAAAUCGCGUGUCCCGACUCAUCUUUCUCCCUCUCUCUAUACCUCCUCUAACUUUGUUCUAUUCAUCAGUGCCAACAAGUUAAUCAUUUCAGGAGAGAUUCUUGGCAAGUCCUUUUGGAUUGCUCAAUCAAGCUAGUGCUAAUCUCUCACUAUUGAAAUCUGAAUUAAUUUGUGCAUUGAUCUCGUCAAAAGUAUCCUUAUUGACCCAGCUUGGUCUAACACAAACUGGUUGAAAGAUAGUUUUUGAGGCACACCUCCCAAACGGAAACAAACGGCGCAAGUCGGUUGCCCCAUAAGGUUCGCCUCCUUCAGGGUGCAGAAUGUGCUUAAUAAAUUUACACACAGCUCCGUGUAGAUGUCGUCUUCCAACUGGAGAAGCUGGCGCCAUUGUGGGUGUGCUAUAGCCUCUCGCAUGAUAUGUCCACACUGAAGGUCAUCGAACUGAGUGCAGUCAAGUUUCCAAUGGACCCUAGUCCAAGACUGUGCCCAGAACCUCAUUUCCUUUUCAACUUUCAGCCACCUCCUUAGCUCUAUCAGGUAUGGGUGGCUCAGGUCAACCAUCUUGCAAAGCAUUCAGACAUACGCCAGACGAACCGCCACCCUCUGCUCCGCUAAAGCGGUCGGCUGGAGAGAAAUAAGAUGAGUCGCCGUCGUGUUGAUAUUAAAUUGAAGUGGUAGGAGAGAGAAAAUAAAGAAAUAUUUAAUUAGUUU
Linum trigynum is the source of this 3041-nucleotide messenger RNA. NCBI's taxonomy places the organism in Eukaryota, Viridiplantae, Streptophyta, Magnoliopsida, Malpighiales, Linaceae. The record is from the annotation of a GenBank genome assembly.